AUGUCGGAGAAGAAGGGGGAUUGUGGCAAACACGGCCAUAAGAGGAACCCAAACGACAAGAUCAGCAUAUACUACAACAGACUCGAUGUGUUCGUGGAGUACAGCAACCAGCAGAUCACUCUCCCUACUAGAUUGCCUCCGACGUACGAGGGUCACAAAGACUUCAACAUCUGGUCGCCGUUCAUCUACGGAUCAAACGUGCUGAUUGCACCUUAUCCGGUGGUCUCGCUGUCUCAGGAUCAGAACAUCAGGACGGUCUUGAUCAAAAUCAAGGUCUAUGGACGGGUUAGAUGGAAGAAAAUGAAUCCACAGAAAAUGACAGAGAAACUCAUAUCUCAAUACAUGUUGAUAAUAAUGAGACUGAAAGAACAAAUGACACAACUGUAA
Messenger RNA from Nelumbo nucifera (sacred lotus), 387 nucleotides. NCBI's taxonomy places the organism in Eukaryota, Viridiplantae, Streptophyta, Magnoliopsida, Proteales, Nelumbonaceae. The record is from RefSeq and is a predicted model, not a curated record.